Culex quinquefasciatus (southern house mosquito) is the source of this 1142-nucleotide messenger RNA. RefSeq lists its product as uncharacterized. Bases 128 to 1111 code for a protein of 327 amino acids. The transcript has 2 exons. NCBI's taxonomy places the organism in Eukaryota, Metazoa, Arthropoda, Insecta, Diptera, Culicidae. Gene Ontology annotation, molecular function: protein binding. Gene Ontology annotation, cellular component: plasma membrane. The record is from RefSeq and is a predicted model, not a curated record.
ACAAACAUCAACUCACCAUGUACAGGCUAUAACCGGGAAGGCCGACGAUCGAGCCGACCGCGCAGCCGCUCUUAUCGCCAGCAAACUCUCGUGCAGCAGUUCCGAGCCUGACACGAGCCAGUUCACAAUGCAAGCGAUUUGGUCGCUACGGUGGACGGGAGUGAUACUGCUGCUGUCGGUUUGUGGUGUCUGUGGGGACGAUCCCGUAUUUCGGUGCCGGGAUUAUCUGCGCUAUCUCACGCUGAAUACCUGUAUCAUUCAGAACGUGGACCUGGAUGCGGCGUCGGACUUGGGUGAGCUGUCGUUUCCGCGGGAGAUGGACUUGGAGUUUCGCAAUGCCCGCUUUCGGUUUCUGGGCGUUGAGCUGUUCCAGCUGAUGGGGGACACCAGGCAGCUGACGCUGCGAGGGGGGUUCACACGGGAGAUCAUUUUCUGGUCAGUGUCGAUAGAGGUGCUUCGGGUGAUCAACACGGAUCUGGUGAUGUUUGAUGUUCUCGGGGAACCGAACUAUAGCUUGAAGCAGCUGGCUAUUCGUAGUGCUUUGUUUUCAAGGUGGUCUCCGUCCAUGAUGUACUUGAAGGCACUGGAAGUGAUCGAUGUUGCGUAUUGCAACUUUACCUAUUUUGACUUGGACCGAGUUGGAGGAUUCAAGAAUCUAAGAGUGCUUGACCUGUCCAACAACAAGCUACAGGCACUGCACAGUGGACCGUUUCUUAAGCUUGAGAGAUUGGAGGAGCUGUAUCUGCAGGGGAACCAGCUGGAGUUCAUGUGGCGAUUUCCGGACGUUGUUCCAGGGUUGAAGUACAUCACGGUGUCGGAUAACCGUUGGUCGUGCAACUGGGUGGUGAUGGCCCGCAAUACGUUCUGGUUGAUGAAGGUCACUCUGAUGGAUUCGGAUUACAGCUGUGGAGCUGGCUGGGAGAACAGCGGUGGUUUGUGCUGCAAACCCAGUAAGGUCGUGUUGAACGUGGAGGAUACCGCUAAGUUGGACCCGUACGUUCAGGGAGGAGUUCUGGAUAUUUUAAUAGAAGAGAAUGACAACGAAACACAAGCUGUCGGUGCAGAAAUGGGCAAUUCAGCAGUUUAUCUCGACGAUCCAAUAGCUGUAUAGCGCAGUUUCUAAUUAAAAGAUUAGGAAAAUA